This is a messenger RNA of Paramacrobiotus metropolitanus, 2979 nucleotides long. RefSeq lists its product as uncharacterized. The transcript has a single exon. The record is from RefSeq and is a predicted model, not a curated record. NCBI's taxonomy places the organism in Eukaryota, Metazoa, Tardigrada, Eutardigrada, Parachela, Macrobiotidae. Bases 136 to 2979 code for a protein of 947 amino acids.
UUUGCAUAGUACGUGCAGAGGUCUUCAAAAUAUCUACUUUGGUUAAUUUGUUGGUUGGUUAAUAUCUACCAUGAUUUUUAUGAAAUAUUGUAAGUAAAUAAUAAGUAAAUCCUGUGAGUGAAGUAUCAUGUCAUUAUGUCUUUCGUUUGUGAUCUGUGUGGAAAAGUGUGUGCGACUAAGCACGGAUUGAGCAGACAUCGGGCCUCUGAUAUUUGUCGUACUGCUCAAGCGAAGAAUCUCCGUCAAGCACCACAAUAUCCUGGAUCAUCCGCUCCUACAGUAGUUUUUGAGACCAUCGAAACCCGUAUAUUUGCAGCUCGGAAAAAGCACCCCAUUCUUCGUCACAUUCCAGCAGGAGCCAGGCGCGCCUGCGCAGAAUCCUACACGGCUGCAGUCAAUGACGUGUGCAGUAAGAAUGAUGAAGAGUCUUGGGCCAAAUUGUUGCUGUUUCCACUAGACAACCUCCACGCUCCCCCUGCCAAAGCUGGACGAGGACCUUCCCUAGCUGCGUCGGUGAAGGCGAAUUUGCGCGGCACAUCUGCAGAUUCUCCUCUCCCUAACACUGUCCGUAAUAAGACCAGCAAGAAGAAGACCACUGAUGAAACCUUACGCAAACUGGUGAAUGCCAAACUGCAGGAUGGUGACAUCAGCGGUGCUGUUAAAGUUCUGACGUCUGAAGAUACGGUUGCUUCGCUGACGGGAGACGUUAUUAAGGCGUUACGUGAUAAACAUCCAGAUCCACCAGCGGAUCUGGAUACAACGGUCUGUGACGUUCAACCUGUUGCUCACAAUGUGUCUCCGAAUGAGAUUCUUGUCGCUGUUAAAUCUUUUCCUGCAGGCUCAUCAGCGGGACCUGAUGGUCUUCGCCCGCAGCAUUUGAAGGAGAUGGUGAGUGUGCCUGGAGAAACAGGGGAGUCCUUACUGUCGGCCCUGUCCAAACUGGCCAACCUAGCUCUAUCCGGAAACAUCCCUGCGGCGGCCAAGAGAGUGUUCUUUGGUGGAAUGUUGACGCCUCUAUUAAAGAAAAACGGAGGUAUUCGUCCCAUAGCUUGCGGUUGCACAUUGCGGCGGAUAUUUGGAAAAGUUAUCAGCCGAUGCGUUCAAGAUGAGAUAGGAGAACUAUUUCGUCCCGUGCAGCUCGGUUACGGUACUCGUGGAGGUGCAGAAGCGGCCGUACAUGCUGCUCGUAAAUUUGUACGGGAUGACUGUUCUGAAGUACAGGUUGUGUUAAAACUUGAUUUUGCUAACGCUUUUAACACGGUCCGCAGAGAUGUGAUGUUGAAGAAAGUGGCGGAAGUUCUUCCUCAAUAUUAUGCGUUUAUCUCCGCGGCAUACAGCACACCGUCGUCAUUGUUUUGUGGAGACCAAAUUAUUGCCUCUGCCCAUGGUAUCCAGCAAGGGGAUCCACUUGGCCCGUUACUGUUUUGUUUGAUCUCGGCUAAUUUGUCCAGAGAAUUACAGUCCGAAUUAAACAUCUGGUUUUUGGAUGACGGCACGUGCGGCGGGGAUCCGGAUACCGUUUUGGGAGAUUUCAUGACUAUAUUGGAAAAAGCACGCACACUCGGCUUGCAGUUGAAUUUGUCGAAAUGCGAGCUGCACGUUUUUGGUGGCACUGAAUCGGAGUGGAAAGAAGUCAUUGAAAGUUUUCACUCUAUUUCACCUGAGAUUCUGCUGGUUUCGUCGGAGCAGCUGGACCUCCUUGGUGCACCACUUACUGAUUUGGCGAUUGGGCGAGUGUUAGAUGGAAAGAUUGGUCAGAUACGACGUCUGACUGAUCUGCUCGGUGUGUUGCCAGCGCAUCAGUCAUUGUUCCUUUUGAAGAACAGCCUUUCGCUGCCGAGAUUGUUGUUUACUCUUAGGUGCGCCCCGUGUUGGAAGUGUCCAGAUAAACUGCGCCUGUUUGACGAUACCGUGAGGAGAAAAGCGGAAGAAAUUACGAAUGUAGAAAUGUCCGACACCGUGUGGCGACAAGCGAUUUUACCUGAUCGCCUUGGAGGAAUCGGCCUUUGUAGGGCGGAGGAUGUAGCGUUGCCUGCAUAUCUAUCUUCGUGUUAUGCUACGGAUCCUCUGGUCUGUGAGAUUGUCCCGGAUACUGGUCAAAGCCUUAGAGAAAAUGUGGUUAAGGUUUAUCAGGAGAAACUUGGAGAAGACCCACCGCCUAUGCCGAGCCGUCGUUUCCAGUCAGCGUGGACCGGUGUGAUGUACGACAAAAUGCGCCGUCUCUUAGUGGACAAUGCCGACGUUAUCGCUAAAGCUUGCUUGUUGGCCCUGUCUACAAAAGAGUCUUCUGCAUGGUUGUCGGCGCUGCCUGUGUCCAGUUUAGGAAACCUUCUUGAUGAUGUUAGUUUACGAGUAGCUGUGGCUUUACGCUUAGGUGCUUUUAUAUGUAAUGAGCACAUAUGCCGUUGUGGCGAAAUGGUUGACAGGUACGGUCAUCAUGGCCUUUGCUGUAAGAAAAGUGCAGGACGAAUCCGGCGCCACAGCGCGCUCAACAACAUAAUUCAGCGGGCGUGUGGAUCUGCGAAAGUAUCCGCCAUUUUGGAACCUCCCGGACUUGAUAGGGAAACUGGAAAACGACCAGAUGGCAUGACCCUGUAUCCUUGGCAAUAUGGAAAACCUUUAGUAUGGGAUGUCACUGUAGCUGACACGCUAGCGGCAACAUAUAUUGGCCAAACUUCUGACCACCCUGGCGCUGCCGCGGAAGCCGCUGAGAUUCGAAAACUGGGAAAAUAUGAGAAGUUGAGGGAUCGAUUCAUUGUACAGCCUUUUGCUUUCGAAACUAUGGGAUCCUGUGGACCAAGCACUAGUGGUUUUAUCUCGGAUCUGGCCAAACGUAUUCGGGAGCAGACUGGAGAAAGCCGUGCGAAGCAGUUUUUGUUGCAGCGUUGCAGUUUAGAAAUACAACGGGGCAACGCUGCCUGUGUUCUUGGUACAGUCGAGUGCAGUCGCAAUCUCGAUGAACUGUUUUCGCUUUUCUAG